This is a messenger RNA of Falco peregrinus (peregrine falcon), 599 nucleotides long. RefSeq names its product mitochondrial ribosomal protein L55 (gene MRPL55). The transcript has 4 exons. The coding region runs from base 1 to 561 and encodes 186 amino acids. Gene Ontology annotation, molecular function: structural constituent of ribosome. Gene Ontology annotation, cellular component: mitochondrial large ribosomal subunit. Lineage: Eukaryota; Metazoa; Chordata; Aves; Falconiformes; Falconidae. Gene Ontology annotation, biological process: translation. The record is from RefSeq and is a predicted model, not a curated record.
AUGGCGCCGCGCAGCCGCCGCCAGCUCAUGGGGGUGGGGGGGGCGGGGGGCGUGUGUGAGGGGGUGCCGAUCCCAGCAGCCCCCGCGCUCCCGCCGCGCGCCCUGACGUCACCGGAGGGCGCUGACACGAGGCUGCCGCACCUCGUGCUCUACCUGCCAGGGGCCUACACGGAGGAUCUGCCUUUGCUCACCUGCGCCGAGAUGGCAGCCGCCAGCCAGGCACUGAGCGCCCUGCGCCUCGCUGCUGGCCCCAGGCUGCUGCCGGGGCUCGCCACCUCCUGCCGCCACAACUCCAAUCGCACCUCGGUCUCCCACCUCCGCAGGCAGCUCUACGGCCGGCUCUAUCCUGUCCUCCUGGUCAAGACUGACGGUUCCACCAUCCACCUGCGCUACAAAGAGCCAAAGAAGAUCCUAAUGCUGCCCCUGGACAGCAGCACGCUGCCCGAGGCGGAGCGCAAGGCCCGGCUGCGGAGGCAGUUCCCCAGCAGGGCGAAGGCCAAGCCGGAGGAGACCUUUGAGGCCAUCGACAUGGAAACCUAUAAGCGGUUCUGGAAGAAGUGAGGGUCUGAAAUAAAAAAAGAAAUAAAGCUGGGAAACGA